This is a messenger RNA of Drosophila serrata, 10126 nucleotides long. RefSeq names its product neurogenic locus Notch protein (gene N). NCBI's taxonomy places the organism in Eukaryota, Metazoa, Arthropoda, Insecta, Diptera, Drosophilidae. Gene Ontology annotation, molecular function: calcium ion binding; protein binding. Gene Ontology annotation, cellular component: cell surface; plasma membrane; signaling receptor complex. The record is from RefSeq and is a predicted model, not a curated record. Gene Ontology annotation, biological process: axon guidance; Notch signaling pathway; regulation of developmental process.
GGCGGUUGUGUUGCGGAUCGACGCUGAAUUCGGGCUCUCAAAAAUAACUGAAUGAAGCGGUGUGCCGCGGAACUGAAUUUUCUGCCGCGUUGAAUUGAAAAAGUCUACUCGAAAAUUUCUAGCAAGGCUUUAGCUGUUUUCAACGAAUGAGACUUAGCGACGAAAGAGAGCUGAUCGCGUGAAACGAACCACAAAGCAAAAGGAAAUGGCAUAACGGCAAUAAAUAACAUAUUCUUUUUUUUUGAAAGUGAGUGUAACGAAAAAGGAUAAACACAUACCGGGAGGAAGAGUUCGAAAUGGCGAACGAAAACGCCGAAACAAAAAUUAAAUCGUAUAAAUUUUUUUGUUAAAAAGGAUCCUGUGAAAACUCGGAUUUUAUGAAAAUAGUGUCUCUACCUCGGAUCUUUUUUUGUGCAAGUGUGCAACGCGCGUGUGUGCAUGUGUGCGAGAGAGGGAGCUAAGAGAGAUCGAGAGAGCAAGCGCGUGUGGCGUCCGUUUGAAAUUUGAAUUUCAGCUCCGAUACCGAUCCUCCUCCUCCUGAUUCUUCUUCUUCAACAACAAAUACGCAAAUAAAAGGGGAAAGGAAAAAAGGAAAAGCGAAAGAGCGUUACUUUUUUUUGCAAUUAUUUUUUGCUGUUCGAAAAACAAAAAAUGUCGCCGUCGUCGGGCAAGGAACUUCUUUUAAUUUAUAAAAUAUAAGAAAUACGAAAUAAAGGAGAAACGCACAGCUUAAAACAAUAGAAAUAUAAACUAUUAUCCAAGAAAAGUAACACAAAAAGAUCAGCUAAAGAAUCUCUUCUCUAAUCGAAAAUUCCUCGAAAAAAAAACUUAGUGAGUGAAAUACAAUAAAAAAAAAAUCGGUAAAAAAAAACUGGUAAACUUGGUAAACUGGAUUACAAUGCAAUCGCAGCGCAGCCGACGUCGCAGUCGCGCAUUAAACACUCGCAUUUGGAUUAACAAAAUGUACGCUCUGCGAGCGUCGCUGUCGGCAUCACUGCCACUGCUGCUGCUGACGCUGGCGUUUGCGAAUUUGCCAAGCACCGUCCAAGGAACUGACACCGCUCUCAUUUCCGUUUCCUGCACGACUGUGGGCUGUCAAAAUGGCGGCACCUGCGUCACACAGAACAAUGGCAAAACUUAUUGCGCUUGUGAUUCCCAUUUUGUUGGCGACUAUUGUGAGCACCGCAAUCCCUGCAACUCGAUGCGUUGCCAAAAUGGUGGCACCUGCCAGGUGACCUUUCGCAAAGGUCGCCUCGGCAUAUCCUGCCAAUGUCCCUUGGGUUUCGAUGAGUCGUUGUGCGAGAUUGCGGUACCGAAUGCCUGUGAUCAUGUGAGGUGUCUCAAUGGAGGCACCUGUCAGCUGAAAACGCUCCAAGAGUACACCUGUGCGUGUGCCAAUGGCUAUACAGGUGAUCACUGUGAGACAAAGAAUCUGUGCGCAAGUUCGCCGUGUAGAAAUGGUGCCACCUGCACUGCCUUGGCCGGCAGCAACACCUUCACCUGCACCUGUCCGCCUGGCUUUACGGGUCCCACCUGUUCCGAUGAUGUCGAGGAGUGUCAGUCGAAUCCCUGCAAGUAUGGCGGCACCUGUGUCAACACCCAUGGAUCCUACCAAUGCAUGUGUCCCACGGGCUAUACGGGAAAGGAUUGUGAUACCAAGUACAAACCCUGCUCACCGUCGCCUUGUCAAAAUGGUGGAAUCUGUAGAUCCAAUGGUCUGACCUACGAUUGCAAAUGUCCCAAAGGCUUUGAUGGCAAAAACUGCGAACAGAACUUUGACGAUUGUGUGGGUCAUCUUUGCCAGAACGGAGGCACCUGCAUUGACGGAAUCUCGGACUACAGCUGCAGUUGUCCGCCAAACUUUACGGGUCGCUACUGUCAGGUGGAUGUGGACGAGUGCGCCCAGCGGGAGCAUCCGGUGUGCCAGAAUGGAGCCACGUGCACCAACACCCAUGGCUCCUACAGUUGCAUCUGCGUCAACGGCUGGGAGGGACCGGACUGCAGUGUCAACACCGAUGACUGCAAGCAGGCGGCCUGCUUCUACGGUGCCACCUGCAUCGAUGGAGUGGGCAGCUUCUACUGUCAGUGCACCAAGGGCAAGACGGGAUUACUGUGCCACCUGGACGAUGCCUGCACCUCGAAUCCCUGCCAUGCGGAUGCCAUUUGUGACACCAGUCCCAUCAAUGGCUCCUAUGCCUGCUCCUGUGCCACCGGCUACAAGGGUGUGGACUGCUCCGAGGACAUUGAUGAGUGUGGCCAGGGAUCACCGUGCGAGCACAAUGGCAUUUGUGUGAACACACCCGGCAGCUAUCGAUGCAAUUGCUCGCAAGGAUUCACAGGACCUCGUUGCGAGACGAACAUCAACGAGUGCGAGUCGCAUCCGUGUCAGAACGAGGGCAGUUGUCUGGAUGAUCCCGGCACCUUCCGAUGCGUCUGCAUGCCGGGAUUUACUGGAACCCAGUGCGAGAUCGAUAUCGAUGAGUGUCAAUCGAAUCCCUGUCUGAAUGAUGGUACCUGCCACGACAAGAUCAAUGGCUUCAAAUGCAGCUGUGCCCUGGGCUUCACCGGUGCCCGGUGUCAAAUAAAUAUCGAUGAUUGCCAAUCGCAACCAUGCCGGAAUCGUGGCAUCUGUCAUGACUCCAUAGCUGGCUACAGCUGUGAAUGUCCACCCGGCUACACCGGCACCAGCUGUGAGAUCAACAUCAACGACUGUGACUCCAAUCCCUGUCAUCGGGGCAAGUGCAUCGACGAUGUGAAUAGCUUCAAGUGCCUGUGCGAUCCCGGCUACACGGGUUACAUUUGCCAGAAGCAGAUCAACGAAUGCGAAUCGAAUCCCUGCCAGUUUGAUGGUCACUGCCAGGAUCGAGUGGGUAGCUACUUCUGUCACUGUCAACCCGGAACCAGUGGCAAGAACUGUGAGAUCAAUGUGAAUGAAUGCCACAGCAAUCCGUGCAACAAUGGAGCCACCUGCAUCGAUGGCAUCAACUCGUACAAGUGCCAAUGUGUGCCGGGCUUCACCGGUCAGCAUUGUGAGAAAAAUGUGGACGAGUGCAUCAGUAGUCCGUGUGCCAACAAUGGUGUGUGCAUCGACCAGGUGAAUGGCUACAAAUGCGAGUGCCCGCGGGGCUUCUACGACGCCCACUGUCUCAGCGAUGUGGACGAAUGUGCCUCGAAUCCUUGCGUGAAUGGAGGACGCUGCGAGGAUGGCAUCAACGAGUUCAUCUGUCACUGUCCACCGGGCUAUGCCGGCAAGCGUUGUGAGCUGGAUAUCGACGAGUGCAGCAGUAAUCCUUGCCAGCAUGGUGGCACCUGUUACGACAAACUAAAUGCUUUUAGUUGCCAAUGCAUGCCGGGCUAUACGGGCCAGAAAUGCGAGACGAAUAUCGAUGAUUGUGUGACGAAUCCUUGUGGCAACGGUGGCACCUGCAUCGACAAGGUCAAUGGAUACAAGUGCGUCUGCAAGGUUCCCUUUACGGGCAGGGACUGUGAGAGCAAGAUGGAUCCCUGUGCCAGCAAUCGGUGUAAGAACGAGGCCAAGUGCACGCCAAGCUCCAAUUUCCUGGACUUUUCCUGCACCUGUAAGGUGGGAUACACGGGUCGCUAUUGCGACGAGGAUAUUGAUGAGUGCGCCCUCAGUUCACCUUGCCGUAAUGGAGCCAGUUGCCUCAACGUUCCGGGCUCGUAUCGAUGCCUCUGCACCAAGGGUUACGAAGGACGAGACUGUGCCAUCAAUACGGAUGAUUGUGCCUCGUUCCCCUGCCAGAAUGGUGGCACCUGCCUGGAUGGUAUCGGUGACUAUGACUGCCUCUGUGUGGAUGGAUUCGAUGGCAAGCACUGCGAGACGGAUAUCAAUGAGUGCAUCAGUCAGCCGUGCCAGAAUGGAGCCACCUGUAGCCAAUAUGUGAAUAGUUACACCUGCACCUGUCCCCUGGGAUUCAGCGGCAUCAAUUGCCAGACCAAUGAUGAGGAUUGCACGGAGAGCUCCUGCCUGAAUGGAGGCAGUUGCAUCGAUGGCAUCAACGCCUACAAUUGUAGCUGUCUGGCGGGAUUCUCCGGCGCCAACUGCCAGUAUAAGCUGAACAAAUGCGACUCCAGUCCUUGCCUGAACGGAGCCACCUGCCAUGAGCAGAGGGACGAGUAUACUUGCCAUUGUCCCAGCGGUUACACGGGCAAGCAGUGCUCCGAGUAUGUGGAUUGGUGCAGUCAGUCGCCCUGCGAGAAUGGAGCCACCUGUAGCCAGAUUAAGCAUCAGUUUAGCUGCAAAUGCUCCGCCGGUUGGACGGGCAAGCUGUGCGAUGUGCAGACCAUCUCCUGCCAGGAUGCGGCGGAUAGGAAGGGCCUCAGCCUGCGACAGCUGUGCAACAAUGGAACGUGCAAGGAUCACGGGAACAGCCAUGUCUGCUACUGCUCCCAGGGCUAUGCGGGCAGCUAUUGCCAGCAGGAGAUCGAUGAGUGCCAGUCGCAGCCGUGCCAGAAUGGCGGCACUUGCCGGGAUCUGAUUGGAGCCUACAAGUGCGACUGUCGGCAGGGCUUCCAGGGACAGAACUGUGAGCUCAACAUUGAUGAUUGUGCACCGAAUCCGUGUCAGAAUGGAGGCACCUGCCACGAUCUGGUGAAGAACUUCAGCUGCAGCUGUCCGCCCGGCACUUUGGGCAUCAUCUGUGAGAUCAACAAGGAUGACUGUGAGCCGGGCGCAUGCCACAACAAUGGCAGCUGCAUCGAUCGUGUUGGUGGCUUCGAAUGCGUCUGCCAGCCCGGUUUUGUGGGUGCCCGCUGCGAGGGUGACAUCAACGAGUGCCUGAGUAAUCCCUGCUCCAAUGCUGGUACCUUGGACUGCGUCCAGCUGGUGAAUAACUAUCACUGCAACUGCCGGCCCGGUCACAUGGGACGCCACUGUGAGCACAAGGUUGACUUCUGUGCCCAGAGUCCCUGCCAGAAUGGCGGCAACUGUAAUAUCCGGCAGAGUGGACACCACUGCAUCUGCAACAAUGGCUUCUAUGGCAAGAAUUGUGAGCUGAGUGGCCAGGACUGUGACUCGAAUCCCUGCCGUGUGGGCAACUGUGUGGUGGACGAUGACGAUGGCUUUGGCUAUCGCUGCGAGUGCCCCAAGGGCACCACGGGAGAACAUUGCGAAGUGGACACCCUGGACGAGUGCUCACCGAAUCCCUGCAUGCAGGGCGCCGCCUGUGACAAUCUGCUGGGUGACUUUGAUUGCCUCUGUCCGAGCAAAUGGAAGGGCAAACGCUGCGACAUCUAUGAUGCCAACUAUCCUGGCUGGGGUGGCGGUGGCUCUGGCAGUGGCAACGAGCGAUAUGCCGAGGAUUUGCAGCAGCAACGGGCGAUGUGCGACAAGCGUGGAUGUGCAGAGAAGCAGGGCAAUGGAUUCUGCGAUGCCGAGUGCAACAGCUAUGCCUGCAACUUUGAUGGCAACGACUGCUCCCUGGGCAUCAAUCCGUGGGCCAACUGCUCCGCCCACGAGUGUUGGAACAAGUUCAAGAAUGGCAAAUGCAACGAGGAGUGUAACAAUGCCGCCUGCCACUACGAUGGACAUGACUGCGAGCGGAAGUUGAAGAGCUGCAACCGUCUGUACGAUGCCUACUGCCAGAAGCACUACGGCGAUGGAUUCUGUGACUAUGGGUGCAACAAUGCCGAGUGCAGCUGGGAUGGUCUGGACUGUGAGAACAAGACGCAGUCACCGGUGCUGGCCGAGGGUGCCAUGUCCGUGGUGAUGCUAAUGGAGCUGGAACAGUUUAGGGAGAUCCAAGCACAAUUUCUGCGGAAUAUGAGCCACAUGCUGAGGACAACGGUGCGCUUGAAGAAGGAUUCCAUGGGUCGUGACAUCAUAAUACCGUGGAAGGAUAAUGUCCGAGUGCCGGAGAUUGAGGAUACGGACUUUGCCCGCAAGAAUAAGAUUGUGUAUACACAACAAGUCUACCAGACGGGCAUCCAAAUCUAUCUGGAGAUUGAUAAUCGCAAGUGCACGGAAUGCUUCACCCAUGCCGUUGAGGCGGCGGAGUUCUUGGCCGCCACUGCAGCCAAGCAUCAGCUCCUCGACGACUUUCCCAUCUACAGUGUGCGUGGCAUUAAGAAUCCCGGCGAUGAGGAUAAUGGUGAGCCGCCGGCGAAUAUCAAAUAUGUGAUAAUGGGCAUCAUUCUGGUACUCCUUGUCAUGGCCUUCUUUGGCAUGGUCCUGAGCACACAGCGAAAGCGUGCCCAUGGCGUCACCUGGUUCCCCGAGGGAUUCAGAGCACCGGCCGCCGUAAUGUCACGUCGACGUCGAGAUCCCCAUGGCCAGGAGAUGCGGAAUCUGAACAAACAGGUGGCCAUGCAGUCGCAGGGUGUGGGACAACCUGGUGCCCAUUGGUCAGACGAUGAGUCCGAUAUGCCGCUGCCCAAGCGACAGCGCAGCGAUCCCGUCUCUGUGGUGGGACUGGGCAACAACGGUGGCUAUGCCAGUGAUCACACCAUGGUCAGCGAGUACGAGGAAGCGGAUCAAAGGGUCUGGUCACAGGCACAUCUCGAUGUGGCCGAUGUGCGUGCCAUUAUGACACCGCCGGCGCAUCAGGAUGGUGGCAAGCAUGAUGUGGAUGCCCGAGGACCGUGUGGCCUAACGCCCCUCAUGAUUGCCGCUGUGCGAGGCGGUGGCCUGGACACUGGCAUCGAGGACAUAGAGAACAAUGACGAUAGCACGGCUCAGGUGAUAUCGGAUCUACUGGCCCAGGGUGCUGAACUGAAUGCCACCAUGGACAAGACAGGAGAGACUUCACUCCAUCUGGCAGCACGCUUUGCCCGAGCGGAUGCCGCAAAGAGAUUGCUGGAUGCCGGAGCGGAUGCCAAUUGUCAGGACAACACGGGCAGGACACCGCUGCAUGCCGCCGUGGCAGCCGAUGCCAUGGGCGUAUUCCAGAUUCUCCUGCGCAACAGGGCCACCAAUCUUAAUGCGCGAAUGCAUGAUGGGACCACACCUCUGAUCCUUGCCGCCCGCCUGGCCAUCGAGGGAAUGGUCGAGGAUCUGAUAACAGCGGAUGCGGACAUCAAUGCGGCUGACAACUCGGGCAAGACGGCGCUUCAUUGGGCCGCAGCAGUGAACAACACGGAGGCGGUUAACAUUCUACUGAUGCAUCAUGCCAACCGGGAUGCCCAGGACGACAAGGAUGAGACGCCGCUGUUCCUUGCCGCUCGCGAGGGCAGCUACGAGGCCUGCAAGGCUCUGCUGGACAACUUUGCCAAUCGCGAGAUCACCGAUCACAUGGACCGCCUGCCCCGCGACGUGGCCAGCGAGCGGCUGCAUCACGACAUUGUCCGAUUGCUGGACGAACAUGUGCCACGCUCUCCACAAAUGCUCAGCAUGACACCGCAGGCCAUGAUCGGAUCACCGCCGCCGGGACAGCAGCCACAGUUGAUCACACAACCGACGGUCAUAUCGGCCGGAAAUGGUGGCGGUGCUGGCGGCAAUGGAGGUGCCGGCGCUGGCAAGCAAAGCAGCCAGGCGGCCAAGCAGAAGGCCGCGAAGAAGGCAAAACUUAUCGAGGGCAGCCCCGACAAUGGACUCGAUGCCACGGGCGGCAGUCUGCGACGCAAGGCCAGUUCAAAAAAGACAAGUGCGGCCUCAAAAAAGGCAUCGGCAGCCGGUCUGAAUGGCCUGAAUCCCGGCCAGCUGUCGGGAGUGCCGCCCACAUCGGGCCUACAGGGAUCAGUUGCAUCGGCAGCGGCGGCGGCACAAGCAGCGGCAGCGGCAGCAGCAGCAGUGGCAGCAAUGUCCCACGACCUGGACGGUGGUUCGCCGGUGGGCGUGGGCAUGGGCGGGAAUCUGCCCAGUCCGUACGACACCAAUUCCAUGUACUCGAAUGCGAUGGCCGCACCACCGCCGAACAGCAAUGCGAAUACGGGGACCAAACAGCCGCCGAGCUAUGAGGAUUGCAUCAAGAAUGCGCAAUCGAUGCAAUCGUUGCAGGGCAACGGCCUGGACAUGAUUAAGCUGGACAAUUACGGCUACUCGAUGGGUUCGCCAUUUCAGCAGGAGCUGCUCAAUGGCCAAGGACUCGGGAUGAAUGGCAAUGGUCAGCGGAAUGGAAACGGUGGAGGCUCUGGCGUUCCGGGUGUUGUGGGACUUUGUAAUCUGAGUGGCCUGACCGGAGCUGGCAACGGAAACAGUCACGAGCAGGGGCUCAGUCCGCCGUAUUCCAACCAGUCGCCGCCGCAUUCGGUGCAGAGCAGUCUGGCGCUGUCACCGCAUGCCUACUUGGGCUCUCCAUCGCCGGCCAAGUCGCGACCCAGCUUGCCCACCUCCCCCACCCACAUCCAGGCGAUGAGGCAUGCCACCCAGCAGAAGCAGUUCGGUGGCAGCAACCUCAACAGCCUGCUGGGCGGCGCCAAUGGAGGGAGCGUGACCGGUGGCGUCGGAGGCGUUGGGCCACAAAACUCACCCGUCAGCCUUGGCAUUAUCUCGCCCACUGGCAGCGAUAUGGGCAUUAUGCUCGCUCCGCCACAAUCCUCGAAAGGUAGUGCAAUAAUGCAGACGCUAUCCCCCCAACAGCAGCAGCAGCAGCAACAGCAACAGCAGCAGCAACAACAGCAGCAGCAGCAGCAACAACAGCAGCAACAACAGCAGCAGCAACAGCAGCAGCAGCUUGGAGGCCUAGAGUUCGGUUCAGCAGGCUUGGACCUUAAUGGAUUUUGUGGAUCUCCGGACUCAUUUCACUCGGGUCAAAUGAAUCCGCCCUCGAUACAAAGUUCUAUGUCCGGGUCAUCGCCAUCGACUAACAUGCUGUCACCGUCGUCGCAGCAUAACCAGCAGCAGGCCUUCUACCAGUACCUAACGCCACCCAGCCAGCAUUCGGGCGGCCAUACGCCGCAGCAUUUGGUCCAGACGCUGGACAGCUAUCCGACGCCAUCGCCGGAAUCUCCCGGCCAUUGGUCCUCCUCCUCGCCCCGUUCGAAUUCCGAUUGGAGUGAGGGCGUCCAGUCGCCGGCGGCCAAUAAUCUAUAUAUCUCUGGUGGGCAUCAGGCCAACAAGGGAUCUGAGGCCAUUUAUAUUUGACCAUAAGCAGUGACUGGAUUAGGAUGGAAAGGGAUAGGGAUAGGGAAUGGGAACGGGGGAAUUGGGAACGGGACUGGAGGAUCUAGAGGAUCCCAGGGAUUGCAAACAGGGACUCUUAAAGAGUUCCCCAAGGCUACACACACAUAACACACACACGUUCUAUAUCUAAAAUGCUAUCUUAUAUAUAUUUAAAUAUAUAGAUAUAUAUAAAUGUAUUUGUAAUUCCUUAUUCUCUACGAUUUAUGUGUAGUAUUCCUUUUCACGACUUGUUCUAUUAUUUUUUUUUUUAUUUAAUUUAAACGAAGAGGAAAGGCAAUUCCAGCGAAGGAACUUAACUUAAAUUAUGAAUUAUUAUGCUUGUUGUACAGUGCGCCGAUCACGUAGAUAUAUCUACUCAGUGAGUUAAGAGCUCGUCUUGUGGGCGCAUUUUAUUUAAUUGUCGUAACGUCAUCGUAGCUUCCAGUAAACCGAACAUAUAGCAUAUAGUAAUAAGGAUAAUGUAAGGCGAGGAGGGGUAACGAAAAGGAAACCUAAACUUAGCGCAAAUUCUGAUUGAUCACUUGAGACACGUUUCUAGUUGUAAGCGACGCAUUAUAUCAUUAUAUCGUAAGCUAAGGCUAAGUUUUAAUCGAAUUCUAUAUUCAACCGAUGGCCCCCAUACAUUUAUAUCGUAGUUCUGUAGGUCUCGAAACUGAAGUGCUUAUAUAAACAAAAUUGUUAGACGUAAAAACUGCAUCGAACGAACUAUUUUUUUUACACGACGUUUUUUUUUUAUUACUAUUACUAUUAUUAUUAUUACUAUUAUGUAUUAUUACAUAGUGACUAAGCUAAACUGUAAAAAGAUUCUCAUAACUGUUUGAUUUAAGGCGACAAGCGAAAGGAGCGGCAAGAAUUGUACGAAGAUCACCGCCGUCGUAUAAUUUAAUAUUAAUAAUAAUAAUAAUUAAAUGAUUUUAAAAGGGACGAGAAAAAUAUGGUAACAACUAGCCGCCAAGUUUUUUAUAUAUGUUUAAGGCAACGCACCCUUUAUACGAUCUAAGCUAAUAGAUAUUAAUAUAUUUUCAAAAAAUAUACAAAAGACAACAA